UGUUGUUCCGCCAGCGGAUCACAGGUCGUCAGAAGGGUAGACAUUUUGUUAGCUUUUAGCAAAAUAAACUGUGGAGGGCAGUCUUGGGGCAGCUUGGUUGUCACCAGAGCAGCUUUUAGUGGCCGGACAGAUACAGGCUGCAGUCAUGUGGUAUGAAAUCCUGCCCAGCUUCGGCGUUAUGACCGUGUGUCUGAUGAUUCCCGGCAUCGCCACCACGUACAUCCACAGGUUCACCAACGGAGGGAAGGAGAAGAGGACCGCUCGGACUCCGUGGCAGUGGUCUCUGAUGGAGAGAGACAGGCGGGUGUCCGGGACAGGGAGGCACUUUGACACCAAGGGACUCGAGAACAUCCACUGAUGACAAGGAGUAUGAGGACCCUGAUGAGAAGAAACUUAUUUGCUGUUCAUCAAAAUAUUUUAUUUAACCUUCAGCUGUUUGUUUUUCCAGUCUUGUAAGACGGCUGUCUCUCUCUUGUUAAUUAAACCGCUCCAUACUGGAAACCUU
Molecule: messenger RNA, 505 nt
Organism: Morone saxatilis (striped sea-bass)
Lineage: Eukaryota; Metazoa; Chordata; Actinopteri; Moronidae
Gene: ndufa1
Product: NADH:ubiquinone oxidoreductase subunit A1
Exons: 3
Coding region: 146-358 (70 amino acids)
Source: RefSeq, a predicted model, not a curated record